AUGAUAUGGGGGGCACCAUCUUGGUCAGAUGUAAGUGUCCAGUUAACACACGGAUUUCCACGCCGGCUCAUCAAGGCCAAGCAUGGGGGUUUUACAGAGACAAAUGUCACAUGCACUAGCAAGGUAACAAAUGCGAUGCUUCGGAAAUUUGCCAAGGAAGACGUCUUGUCCCUCUGUUCCCAAGAUGUAAUUGAGAAAACAAGCCUUACAGUCACGGAGCUGGCGUACAGCAGGUUGUCAUCUAUCAACAUCAAACAGGCACUUGGAAGGAGUAAUGUACGUCUUCAGGAAGCUAUGUACCGGUAUGGUAUAGAUUUUCUUAAAUUCAAACCUCUCGGAAAAGAAUCCCUCCGGGAGCUAAGCGAGUUUGUCCAGAAAAGACGUGUAAGCCACUUGCCUUCAAGCGAAGAAGAUGUUAGUGAAGGUGAAGCUGAGGCUGACGAGCAAAGCUCGCAGUUGAUGUCCGAUCGAAUUGUCAAAGAAGUGAUGGGCGAUGGCCGGCCAUUAGAAAAUUCACAAAAUGAAAAACUGCUUACCUCAAAGCUUACUUCCAAGAUGACUCACUUCAAGGAAUCAGCUGAAUCCAAGGGGAAGGCACGGCCAUCGUCUGCAGCGUCAUUGCCUGUAGCUGAAGGUACAAUGCCAGCUACAUCAGGGGAAGCCUCUACAUCAGGGGCAACGGCAUCCACAGCAGCAAAAGCAGCAAUUCCGGAGGAUUCAAAGGCUUCUAAGGUGAUUUCCUUGACUGAGGAAGAGCAGCUACUUGCAAUGCUGAACAAAGCUGCCCGAAUGCUUGGCAUUGACAGGGAUGAUUGGGAGACAUUGCAGAAGUUGCACUUUGAGAAAGCUGCAAGUUUUUUAUCAAAAGUUGGUCCCAACUCUGCAAUCUGCUCAUCGCCUGCCUUCACAUAUAACACCGACAGAACCAGGAUAAACACAGCACUGAUCUCUUACUUGGACUCGCAAAAUAUUAAGGUCUUGUGCAGGUGCACAAGACAGUGUAGGUACACGAAUCCUAAUGAAAGCCAGCCAACCAUCAAAGACAACAUAGGUUCAGCUUGCGAUAUCCCAGACUGUCCGAUGUGUGAUUUGGUUAGUCACGUAAAGUCUCUAUUUAAAACUUGUCCUCAAUUCUUUUCUUUUCAAAUUAGCAUUGCUGCUAUCCUCUGCAAUCUAAGACGCUGCUCGCAAGACAAAGACGCCUGCAGCACAGCAAAACUGGAAAGAUUCGUAUCCGACAGCUUUAACAUAGGUAGAACGAGAUUCUACCAGCUUUGCAAUGUUGGUGAGAUAACCAGAAUAGCCCCGCAGUUAAAAGAUGUGAAUCCUUCCAAACAUAACACGUGUUUUUGGGAGGUCUUUUCAAAUUUGGGAGCUGUGAUAAAAAAACUCGACGAUCCUCAAGGUAAACAGUUUGUGAUGUUGUAUUGGAAGAUUCGGGUGCUUGCCGUGUGUAAACUGUUAAACUAUCCGCUAGAUAUCCUGGAGCAGUGGCUUCUGAAGACAAAGUCUGACUCCAAAGAACUGGAAAAGAUUUUCCAAGAGAAGAAGCUCUUUACUGACAGCCAAGUGGAAAGCUGGAAAGAGGAGAACAUUAUUUUGUAAAAACUCAUUUUAUUAAUUUUCAUAUUAUUAAAUAAUCAUUUGCAAAAAUGACAUUUUAUUAAACAGAACUAAUGGUCGUCAGCAUCACUUAAGCAAGGGUACAUGAACCUAGGGUUUAAGAACUUUCUUGCAGAAAUUUGCCUUUUCAAUUCUGCAAACUUUACACUUCUGUUAAGCCAAGCAAUCUGGUAUAAGCUCAUUUUUGUGGGACGUAACUAAUUAAUUAAGAUGUAUUUUUACCAAAAGAACCAAAAAGGUAACAGAAAAUUGAAUUGUUGAAAUAGAACUAUGUUAAAUAUAUGUUAGAUAUUAUGUUAAAUAUCAGCUGUUAUUAUGAAACAGUUCUUGCUAUAA
Messenger RNA from Rhopilema esculentum, 1959 nucleotides. Lineage: Eukaryota; Metazoa; Cnidaria; Scyphozoa; Rhizostomeae; Rhizostomatidae. The record is from RefSeq and is a predicted model, not a curated record.